AUGACAGGAAUACAGUGGGUAGUCAGCGAAGCCUGGAUGGCCGCUAAUCAGCUAACCACUCCUGACUUCCAUAAUCUUCUAGAGGGAACACUGGGUUUCUCCUUCCCUGGAGUCAGCAUCCCUGGCUUGGAAGAGUUUCUUCUGAAUGUCCGACCAUCCCCCAAGCCAGGGAUGGAGCUUGUCAAUAUGUUCUGGGAAGAAUAUUUUGGUUGUAAGCUAGAGUUUGAAAGAGACAGAAGUGAAGAAUAUGAAACUAAUAUUGUGAAAAACUACAAACUAGGUUCUCAAAACAAUUCUGGUUUCACGGUUGGGCUUACUGUUGGACAAAAAAUAUUGUUUAAUAUAUCAGUUGAUAAAAAUAAUGAAGGUGCUGUGAAAAAAACUGUAUGCACAGGAUCAGAGGAUCUGACUUACACGGAUAGCAGUUAUAGUGAUGUAUCUCAGGUCAGAAUAUCAUAUAAUGUGUAUAAAGCUGUGUAUGCCAUUGCCCAUGCUCUGCACACUUUCUUAAACUGUAAUUCAACAGGACCUAGCGGGGGAUUGUGUGAGAUGCACAGCUCAUUUACAAAUGGUCAGUUUCUUCAAUAUCUGAAAAUGGUGAAUUUCACCAACCAGUUUGAUGAGAAAGUAUAUUUCGACUCCAAUGGAGAGCCAGUCCCUCUCUAUGACAUCAUUAAUUGGCAGAAGGACAGCAAAAAUGAAAUUAGUUUUGUCAAGGUAGGAAGUUAUGAUGGUUCAGCUCAGCAAGGACAACAGCUGCAGAUAUUGAAGAACACUAUAGUGUGGACAACAAGACAGUCACAGGUUCCUGUAUCUCAGUGUAGUGCUCCAUGUCGCCCUGGCAGCAGGCAGGCCACACGCCAAGGAGAGCCCAAAUGCUGCUUUGAUUGUUUGCCCUGUGCAGAUGGAGAGAUCAGCAACCAGACCGGUUCCACUGAAUGUAUCAAAUGUCCUGAAUACUACUGGUCAGACAAAGACAAGGUGAAAUGUGUUGCAGGGGAAGAAGAGUUCCUCUCUUUCUAUGAUGCCAUGGGUAUCAUCCUGGUUGCGCUCACCCUGCUGGGAUUCAUACUGACAUCCAUCGUCACCAUUGUGUUUCACAGUUUUCGCUAUACACCCAUUGUCAAGGCCAACAACUCAGAAAUAAGUUUCUUGCUUCUCCUGUCACUCAAGCUCUGUUUCCUGUGUUGUCUGGUGUUCAUUGGUCAGCCGUCUUGGUGGACAUGUAGGCUCCGCCAGGCAGCAUUUGGGAUCAGCUUUGUCCUGUGUUUGUCCUGCCUCCUUGUUAAGACCAUUGUGGUCCUCCUGGCUUUCCAAACUAAUAACCCUGGUUCCAGGGGUCGGAUGCUGUUUGGUACAUCCCAGCAGAGGAUUUUGAUCUUGUGCACUACAGCUCCUCAGAUUUUUCUCUCUACUGGCUGGGUGUUGGGUGCACCUCCAUUUCCAUUUAGGAAUUCAAACUACCAAGGUAUAACUGGAAAAAUUGUUGUGGAGUGUAAAGAGCCAUGGCCUCCUGGAUUCUACCUGCUCCUUGGUUACAUUGGCCUCCUGGCCUUUGUCUGUCUUCUACUGGCAUUCUUUGGAAGAAAGCUACCGGACACAUUCAACGAAGCGAAGUUCAUCACCUUCAGCAUGCUGAUUUUCUGGGCUGUGUGGAUUUCUUUUAUUCCAGCUUAUGUCAGCUCUCCUGCGAAAUUUUCUGUGGCAGUGGAAAUAUUUGCUAUCUUAGCAUCCAGUUUUGGAUUGUUACUUUGUAUUUUUAUUCCCAAAUGUUACAUUAUUUUACUGCACCCUGAAAGGAAUAUUAAGAAAGGCAUGACUGGGAAACAUCAAAGAUGAACAUUUAUAUUCUCAGUGUUUGUGAGAGUAAACAAUUUAUACAGUUAUCAUAUUUUAAUGUGAAAAAAAUAAAAUGCCACAUGAUCAUUACAUUAUUGUUAAAAGCUUUUACUUUCCAACAUAACCCUGAUUUCAGCAUUUACUCUGUCCUUUAGGGAGCAUUGUUUAAACGUUAGACAAACUGAACAGGGGGGUUAAGCCACCAUAGAGAAACCUUUUUUUAAAACAUUUGAAACCAGAUUAAUUGUGCUGUUUAGUUAUUGUAUUAUGAACUCACAACUGAUGUUGAUACUGAACAAACAUUUUUGCUCUGUUCAUUGAAAAUUUAUUGAAGUCUUUCAAACACAGAAACCAUUUACUUCUCUAAAACAAACGACUAAAUAUGUCUGUUGACAACACCUCUCAAGAUUUUCACAAUGUGUUUUUUCCUAUAUGCAAAUAAAGAGUUAUAAGAAA
This is a messenger RNA of Oreochromis niloticus (Nile tilapia), 2295 nucleotides long. Its product is annotated as extracellular calcium-sensing receptor. NCBI's taxonomy places the organism in Eukaryota, Metazoa, Chordata, Actinopteri, Cichliformes, Cichlidae. The record is from RefSeq and is a predicted model, not a curated record. Gene Ontology annotation, biological process: G protein-coupled receptor signaling pathway. The transcript is spliced from 7 exons. Gene Ontology annotation, cellular component: plasma membrane. Gene Ontology annotation, molecular function: G protein-coupled receptor activity. Bases 1 to 1839 code for a protein of 612 amino acids.